Molecule: messenger RNA, 3165 nt
Organism: Lodderomyces margitis
Lineage: Eukaryota; Fungi; Ascomycota; Pichiomycetes; Serinales; Debaryomycetaceae
Gene: MPH1
Product: 3'-5' DNA helicase
Exons: 1
Coding region: 1-3165 (1054 amino acids)
Biological process (GO): replication fork reversal; double-strand break repair via synthesis-dependent strand annealing; interstrand cross-link repair
Molecular function (GO): four-way junction DNA binding; hydrolase activity; 3'-5' DNA helicase activity
Source: RefSeq, a predicted model, not a curated record
AUGCAAAUAAUUGAUGAUAUUGAAGAUGACUGGGAGUUUUCAGAUGAUGAUAACGACCCAGUAAUACAAGACGCAAUAAACGGAGGUCAAUUAGUCCAGAAGCAAGCAAAGAAACAAAAGCCACGACUGCAGAGACUGCAACAACUGCAACAAUCAGCUUCAAAGAUCCCACCAGCAAAGAACUCCAAACAGGACACUACUGUUGCUCCGAAGACAACCACCCCAACCCCCAAAAGAACUAUCCAGCAUAUACUACCCAUAUUACCUAAAAUAAAUAUCCCUACUCACCAUGAAAUGGACUUUGGAAACUUGCACACCUAUAUCUACCCAACCAAUUUUGAAGUUCGAGACUAUCAAUAUAACAUUGUCAGAAAAGCAUUCUAUGAUAACUUAUUGGUUGCAUUACCCACGGGGUUGGGAAAGACGUUUAUUGCAUCCACGGUUAUGCUAAACUUCCUACGAUGGUUCCCCAAUUCCAAAAUCAUAUUUAUGGCCCCAACUAAACCAUUGGUGGCACAACAAAUCAAAGCUUGUUGUUCGAUAACGGGUAUAUCUAGCUCCAAGGUUGCCAUAUUGUUGGAGAAGACCAAGAAGAAUCGAGAAGAGAUAUGGAAUUCGCGUCAGGUGUUCUUCACAACACCUCAAGUGGUUGAAAAUGACUUGGCCUCUGGUGUGGUAAACCCAAAGUCAAUAGUACUAUUGGUUAUCGAUGAAGCACAUAGAGCAAGGGGAAACUAUGCCUACAACAACGUGGUCAACUUUCUCCGUCGUUUUAAUGAUUCCUUUAGGACUUUGGCAUUGACGGCAACACCAGCAGCCGACGUAGAUGGUGUACAAGACGUCAUUGAUAACUUAAAAAUCUCCAAGGUUGAAGUUAGAACGGAGCAAAGCAUUGACAUUAUCAAGUACAUGAAGAGAAAGAAAAUCAGUCGACGAACGUUGAAUACAUCACUGGAGAUUCAAAACUGUGUUGGUUUGUUGUCGAGAGCAAUUGCCCCGGUUUUGAAAUCAGCUAAUGAAAAAGGGUUGCUUGAAGUCACUGAUCCUGCACACAUCAAUGCUUUUAAGUGCAUGGAAGCUUCACGAAGACUUAUUGCCAAUCAUUCAAUUCCAGAAGGCCUCAAAUGGGCCAACUAUUUUAUCCUACAGCUUCUUGGUACGGUUGGACAAUGUUAUCGACGAUUGAAUAUCUACGGAGUGAACUCGUUUUAUAGUUAUUUUAUCAACAAGUAUAAUGAGUUUGACACUAAGUGGAAUAAGAAAAAGUCCAAGAAUAAGUUGAAUGCUGACUUUUAUUAUAGCGAACCCAUUAAGGAGCUAAUAGAGAGUCAAGAACAUACAUUAUCCAGUCAAGCCUACAGUCAUCCGAAAAUUGAAGCACUUAUGGAAGAGCUUGAAGACUUUUUCCAAGAAAAACAUGAUGAUGCUAGUUCUCGAGUAAUCAUUUUCACGGAAUUUCGAGAAUCUGCGUUGGAAAUUGUCAAGAGUAUUGAGAAGGCAGGAGACGAAUUUAAACCACAUAUUUUCAUAGGACAGGCCAAGGAGAAGGAGAAAUUUGACGUGGAGAAUUUUGGUAACAAGAAGGGAACCAAGAAGAAAUCAAAAAAGGAUGAUCAUGCGAGGGACUCUCUGCGUACCAGCUCCGAAAACGCUCAAAUAAGCGGUAUGAAUCAGAAAUUACAAAAGGAAAUAAUCAAAAAGUUCAAGAAUGGAGAGUAUAAUAUUCUAGUGGCCACUUCAAUUGGAGAAGAAGGGUUGGAUAUCGGUGAAGUUGAUUUGAUUGUUUGCUACGAUUCGACUUCGUCACCAAUAAAGAAUAUUCAGCGAAUGGGUAGAACCGGUCGUAAGAGGGAUGGAAAGGUUCUUUUAUUAUUUUCAAGCAAUGAAGAGUCAAAGUUUGAUAAAGCAAUGGCAGGAUAUGAAUACAUUCAAAGUCAUAUAAUGAAGGGUGACUUGAUUACUUUGUGUCCUCAAAAUAGAAUCAUACCCGAUCAAUAUACACCAGAAGUGGUUGAGACCUUUAUUGAAAUUCCUGAAGAGAAUGUAGAAAUUGAACAAGAAGAUGAUGAAGAUGAAAUUAUUAAAAUUGCCACUCAAUACAUGUUGGGAAAUACACCAAAGAAGAAAAAUACUCAUGGGAAGAAACAACCAAAACAUCAAAAGAAGUUUUUCAUGCCUGAUAAUGUUGAUACUGGGUUUAAAAAUGUUUCUGAAAUGUUAAAGGAGGUAAACAAUAAGGCGAAAACUAAGUCACCUCCCCGUCGGCGGAUCAAAACUGCGUUAGAUUUUCUUGAAUCUGAUAGUGAUGAUGAUCUAGAGAUUACAACGGAGAGAAGCUUGAGAAAUGAAAAUGUAGGAAUCAGCAAGGAAAGGGUUUUGGAGAACGGAGAUGCGGAUGAGGAUUUGGAGGAUGAUGAUAUAGAGAUUACAAUGGUGAGAAGCUUAGACAAUGACGAUCAUCCAAAUACUACAGAAAGCAACGUAGUCAUUUUCACUGAUGUAUCAAAUGCCAAAGAUGAAGAGUUGGAUCAUCAUCAUACUCCAUCGACCAGUUUCAAUUCAGCGACAGAUAAUAAUUUUAAACCACCGGCGGGAGAAUCCAGUACAGUUGACGAAAUUGACCUCCUUAAUGAUUCCUUUUCAUUCAGUGAUAAUGAUGACGUUGAGGAUUUUGAAGUACCAGCUCAGCAAGUCGAUGUCCCAGCUAAAGAACUGAGAAAUGAUUCACAUAAUGUUCAAAGCUUAUCAAACUCACAAAACUCUCAAAACUCACAGACCUCGCAAAGGACGCUUGGAAUUAAAAAACAACAGCAUGUUCUAAAUCUCGACCAUUUACCAAGAAAGCGCAUAUUAAUUCGUGAUGAUGAGUUGGAUUCAUAUGAAAGUAUAACCAGCACAUCGACACAAAAGAAAAGGUCAUUAGGAGUGAAGAAACCAAGAAGAAUAGAGUCAAUAAGCGCAGCUGUACUGAAAGUCAAGCCAGUUCACCACUACGUGAAUCAGGGAGAAUCAACCCCAAGUGAAUCUGCGAUAACACAUGAUACAGAUAAAGGAGUUGCCACUGGAAGGGCUGCUGUUUGUAAAGACGAUUAUGAUGAUGAUAACCUUUUGGAUGAUGAUUUAGACGAUGUAAUUGCUCAUUAUACUGGUAUAAUUAACAAGUGA